ACCUCCUAUAAUCCAACAACAAUGCCUUUCACUGGUAGUGAUAUUAUCAAGAUCAUUUUCGCCAUCAUCUUUCCCCCUCUAGGUGUAUUCCUCGAGCGCGGGUGUGGCGUCGAGCUCCUGAUCUGCGUCAUCGCUACAUGCUUGGGGUAUAUCCCGGGGAUCCUCUACGCGUUGUAUAUUAUCCUCAAGUUCUGAUCCCAUCCCAACCCGACUACUCCGCGGGCCGGUCCAUGUCUUCCUGCCGGUGACGCCUUUACGAGCUGUUGACGUAGUCUCUUCCCCCUUUCAUGUUUCUUACGCGAGUGUCCUGUUGUCAGAGAGGGCUUUGUAAUAUCGUUAUUAGUGUU
This is a messenger RNA of Dacryopinax primogenitus, 347 nucleotides long. RefSeq names its product UPF0057-domain-containing protein. The record is from RefSeq and is a predicted model, not a curated record. The transcript is spliced from 7 exons. Bases 22 to 195 code for a protein of 57 amino acids. Gene Ontology annotation, cellular component: membrane. Lineage: Eukaryota; Fungi; Basidiomycota; Dacrymycetes; Dacrymycetales; Dacrymycetaceae.